AUGGUCGUACUGAAUUCGACGCGUUCCGGUCAUACGGGUAUCGUGAAGGGUUUGAGUUGGGAUCCCAUCGGAAAGUUUCUGGCCUCGCAGUCGGCCGAUAGAACCGUUAAGAUAUGGGCUAUAGAUGGUUGGCAGUGCGUGAAAACAAUUGUGGAGCCGUUUGUUGAGAGUUCACCCACGACAAUGUUCUGUCGAAUGGACUGGUCUCCAGAUGGCACUUAUUUGGUAUUGCCGUGUGCAACAAACAAUGAAGGACCAACAGCUCAACUCGUUCGACGCAAGGAUUGGAGUAUGUCAUUGGAUCUUGUGGGUCAUCGGAAAGCGGUUACUGUGAUACGAGCAUGUCCACGACUAUUGCAUUAUACCACACACAAGACCGAUUCAUUGCAGGGUACCCAAUUGAAAGUGACAUGUUUUGCGGUCGGUAGUCGUGAUAAAGCGCUGAGCGUGUGGCUGAUACCGCACAUCGAUCGGCCGAUUGUCGUCCUCAAUCGACUCUUCAAACAUUCAAUUCUUGAUUUCUCGUGGAAUGGUCUUCAUUUAACGAUUUGCUCGAUGGACGGAUCAGUGAAGUCGAUUCUCUUCAAUGCAAAUGAAGUGGGUCGUUUGAUGAGCGAUUUGGAAAUGGUCAUUUCAUUUGCAUUAUUUCGUCGACUUCCGCAAUAUUCAACGGCAACAAAUUUAGCGAUGACAACAAAGAUGAAUGGUGACGAUGUGGGGACGUUUUUGAAGAGAGGAACGAGGGACGGGAAUUUGCCGUUGGGAUAUGAACUGGAGAUGAUGAAGGCGAAAAUGGACGCCGAGAAGAGACGGAAUGAAGAAGAAUCGAAGCGUCGCGAAUCGUUGAUGAGGAACAGAUUUGAGGCGCACGAAAAUGCGGUCACAAACGGCAUCUCUGCACCAUCAACAACUGAUUCUCCAAAAACAAAUCAAUUGAACGAGGAAGUGAUCUCAUCGAAAGAUCAAGCGCCAGUACGAGCGAUUGUAAGGCCUCAAUCAGCGGCAGAAUCGCCUGAGAUAGUGUCCUCGCAAAGUGCAUCUGAAUUGAAUCGACCACAACAACCCGUUCACAAUACCGAACAAAAGGAAGUGAGAACCAAGAGUGGCAAACGUCGAAUUCAACCCGUCUUCGUGGCCUCAUUAAUGGCCCCCGAAGAAGAUUCCUCUACAGUGAGCAACAUUCAGCAGCAGCUGAAUCGUUCAGCGCGACCGUAUGCACUUUCUACCUCUCACCCAUUGUCUUUUCAAUCAUCGCAAUUGUGA
Messenger RNA from Anisakis simplex (herring worm), 1263 nucleotides. Lineage: Eukaryota; Metazoa; Nematoda; Chromadorea; Rhabditida; Anisakidae. The record is from the annotation of a GenBank genome assembly.